This is a messenger RNA of Charadrius vociferus (killdeer), 361 nucleotides long. It is a transcript of the gene RPL39, whose product is annotated as ribosomal protein L39. Gene Ontology annotation, biological process: translation. Gene Ontology annotation, cellular component: ribosome; cytosolic large ribosomal subunit. Lineage: Eukaryota; Metazoa; Chordata; Aves; Charadriiformes; Charadriidae. The record is from RefSeq and is a predicted model, not a curated record. The coding region runs from base 1 to 240 and encodes 79 amino acids. The transcript is spliced from 3 exons. Gene Ontology annotation, molecular function: structural constituent of ribosome.
AUGGGAGCACGAAAAGAGAAUGUCUGGCCUUGCAGUAGUGAUGUCAGGGAGGGAGAGACCUUCCUCUCCCGUGGUUCUCUGGAUAAAUCGUCUCACAAGACGUUCAAGAUCAAACGCUUCCUUGCGAAGAAGCAGAAGCAGAACCGGCCUAUCCCGCAGUGGAUUCGCAUGAAAACGGGCAAUAAGAUCCGGUACAACUCCAAAAGGAGACACUGGAGAAGGACCAAACUGGGCUUGUAAGAGAGACUGUCUCCUGGGAACUCUAAUAACACUGGUCUUUCUGCGUCAGAUCAAUACGCCCCAUAUGCUGUUUGGCAACCCCCAAGUGAUUCCUUCUGUAGUGUUGGACAGCAAUCCCCAA